CUCUUUGUCCCAUUCCUCACCGCGAAAUAAAAUUGCUCAAUUCGUCCUAAACCUAAUACUAGUAAUUUCGUUCUUCAAUUCAAUCUCUUUUAAGCUUCCUAUUUCCUUCGACAUUCGAUUCAGAAAUUUCCAUCGUCGACUGAAAUGAAGAAGUCGUUGGACUCCAUUCCCACCUCAAGCGAAAUCAAGUUUGACGAGACUGAAGAACACGAUUCCUCUUCCGAAGAUGAGGGGGAGAUAGAGAGGGAGCUCGCGAAUGUUACGUUCGAGGAACUGCUGAAGGCACGCUCUAAUGGGUCCCACACAGUGUAUCGGAAGCCGGAUCUGGAGAAACCAGGCGGCCGUGCGAACAAGAACAGGCCAAUGGAAGCCAGUGCCAAGAAGCCGGUCGGUAGAUUUAGGGAGGUCAUUCAAGUUCCUAAGAAGUCGAACAGAUUAUUCCGUUGUCGUCUCUAUCUUGCUUUGGUGGUACGUGAUCCCAGGUUUGAAACACUCUGUGGCAAUCUUGAAGUAGAAGGGUUCAAGAAGAGGUAUAGUUUUCUCUAUGAAAAUGAGCUUCCUGCUGAACGGGAGGAGUUGAAGAGAUCAAUGAAGAAAUUUAAUGACCCUACAGUCGUCGACGAGUUAAAGAACCGCAUUUCUGGGAUAGACAAACAACUCAAGUCCGCAUCAAAGCGUACUGAGAGGGAAAUUCUGUCUGAGCACAAGAAAAGAGAGAGACAGGCUGCAAAGCAAGGGAAAAGACCAUUUUAUUUGAAGAAAUCUGAAAUUCGUGAGCAAAAGCUUAUUGAGAAAUACAAGGAGCUCAAGGUAUCUGGCAAACUCGAAUCCUAUCUGGAGAAAAGGAGACGGAAGAAUGCAGCGAAGGACCACAGAUACGUGCCGUAUAGACGCCCUUCCAUGAACGAGCAACAAAUACAGUGACUUUUCCAGUUUCCAGCCGCUUGACCCACAUGUCUCAGGUAUGGUGGCGACUGGCGAGGGCAUGCCAUCUUAUACUUUACUUGGUGGGGAUUCUGUGGUGAAGACUCGAGAGAACCAAGGGUGAAGGUGGAUAUGUAGAUUCGGGCUUUUAGUGCUCCCCAGGCCUCUUGGCUUGCUGUUGUUUAGAGAGGAAGAAGACUGCAGUCUCUUUUGUUUUGAAUUUGUGGUUAAUGUUAAAUUUGAUAGGAGGGCAGAGGAUUGUAGAUUAACAUACCAUGUUUGAUCAUGGUUUUAAGCAACGGAAUAGAAGUUUAUGAUGGAAAUUAUGUUGAGGUCGUUUUACUAUCAA
Messenger RNA from Rhododendron vialii, 1273 nucleotides. RefSeq lists its product as uncharacterized. NCBI's taxonomy places the organism in Eukaryota, Viridiplantae, Streptophyta, Magnoliopsida, Ericales, Ericaceae. The record is from RefSeq and is a predicted model, not a curated record. The coding region runs from base 145 to 924 and encodes 259 amino acids. Gene Ontology annotation, cellular component: 90S preribosome; nucleolus. The transcript has 10 exons. Gene Ontology annotation, biological process: maturation of SSU-rRNA from tricistronic rRNA transcript (SSU-rRNA, 5.8S rRNA, LSU-rRNA).